CUCUCGCUUCGGCUCUUCCUCUUUGACCUCUUAAACAAGAUUUACUGAAGACAUUUCGCGGGGUUGAUGUACCGGGCGGGCGCUGAAACGACAUGAGGAUAAAAAUUGACUUGUUGGAAUUAUAUCUAGCUAGCAAGGUAGUUUCUCUCUAUCUGUGAUUCGCAAGGACAACCAGUUAAGAAAUUGGACUUGCUGGGUCAUCGUUUAACAGCUAGGUUGCGUGUUGGAGGGAGUUUGGCUAUUCUCUCCACAAAUUGAAGCUUACCAGGAGGCAAGCCAGGCAGAAAUCGUCCGAAAAUGCCUCCCAUCGACAAUGACACUGGGAGGAAUCAACUAAAAUCUCGGAUACAGGCGCUUAUUGAUUCAAACCAAGUGUUGGUAUUCAGUAAAAGCUACUGUCCAUUUUGUGUGAAAGUAAGUCCAAAAUAUUUGUGUUUUUUAUUUUGUGUGUACCUACCUACCUAGCUUGCUAGUUAGUAGGUAGCCGGCUACUUGCUAGCUUCUCAAGACAGUUGUAAAUGACUGACGUUACAGUACCACACUAGAUAGAUAAUCCAGCGAAGAUAAAACAACGGGAUUCAAGCAGCAUAUGUGUUUUGCUUUCCAGGUGAAGGAUCUGUUCAAGGAACUGAACGUGAAUUGCAAUGUGGUGGAGCUGGAUCUAAUUGGUAAGGAAUUGUUCACAGGAAAGUGGUGGCAAGCGUCUUUCUUGGAAGGCCGUUAUUCAAAAGUCUGACAUGUAGUUCUCUUCGUUACAUGAGGUCUACUUUUCUAGCCUCAGUAAAGUUGGCUAUACGUUUUGGGAUAUCAUUGAAUUAGCAAAUUGCCUUCAAUGGAAGUUCAAAAGGUAUUGAGUAGUACUUUACUAAAGGUCCACACCUCCUGACCAGUUGCCUGGUUAUACUGUCGCUCAGUCAGUGUGGACUGUCUCAAGUGCAAGGGCUAAAUUAGUAAAUUAAGUGUACUUGGGAAAUGUUGAUGGACCAUACACACAUUUGCAAUAUGUCUUUUGAAUGGUGAAACAUAAAAAAUAUGUACAGGAUCUGUUAUCGUAGUAACAUCUUUUUUUCUCAAGUUCACCUUAAAGCUGUUCCUUAUUGCAUUAUCUGAUAUUUCUCAGUUGUUAAUGGUUGAUCAGAAGGUAAAAAGAGGCUAAUGGGUGCCCUUUCACAAAUUAAAAUGGUUUUUACUUGCAUAGUCAAUAUGUUAAUGUUUUACCACAGAAUGCACUGUCAAUGUUUCUAAUGGGCCACCACAAAAUGUGCUGAGUCACUCCCUUGAUCUAUCUGGCAGUGUUCCAUCUCUCGAUCCUCUGCAUGCUUGGCCAUUUUCUCACUCACCAGUCACAGCUGUUCUGGUAUAAAUACACACUGGGCACUACAUAAAUUGCUCUGGCAAAUACACUAAGAAAAGAUUGCCAGUACUGAAGUAUGCAGUGUAUUUAAACAAACUGUGUUUGUUUGCAGAACAGACCCAAAGUACAUUUACAUCAGACUGAACCGACUACCAGCACUUAGAAUUGAAGUUGAUGUAUGUUUUAUGUUUAUUACAGCUGACCCCAAUUAGUCGAUUGUUUGGUCGAUUGGCUAUUGGUCGUGCAAGAUUUUUGUUUUAGUUGAGUAGAAGCAUUUACAUUGACAUUUUAGUCAUUUAGCAGACGCUCUUAUCCAGAGCGACUUACAGUUAGUGAGUGCAUACGUUUUCAUAUCGGCCCCCCGUGGGAAACGAACCCACAACCCUGGCGUUGCAAGCGCCAUGCUCUACCAACUGAGCUACAGGGGACUACAAAUGUGUAUAUAUAUUUUUAUGAUACACGAGACACCGGUCUUAUUCGCAACCAUCUCAGUGAACUAAUCCAUUGCGGAGACUAAUCGAUUGCAGAGGCCGUGGGGAUGACACAGGCCAAGAAGAAGAGGUGUGGCUAAAAUGCACAAUGCACGUCUCUCUCUAGAAUGCGCUCUCUCCCGCCAAUUUGUGCACAUUCAUUGUUUCAUAAGUUCAUUCUGUGAAUUGUUUGCAUUUGAUUGUUUGCAUUUGAUCAAUUCCACAUUACAUAUAUCACCAGUAUUACAUUUACUGUUCAUUCCUAUAAUUUCUAAUCUACAAUGUUUGUUGGGUUAUGCUAUUUUCUGUUAAUGCAUUCAAUAUAUUAUUAUUCCAGUCUUUUACUGUUCUCAUUGUCGGAGUGGACACGUUGUUUGCAGAGCGCACAACCUAUGCAACACAAGUUUUGAUUUAUUUCAUUCCAUUUACAAGUUUUGUCAAUUUAGUCAUUGUCUUUUGUUUGGAGCGCGCCUGUCAAUGUUGAGUAAGGACGCGCACCUGAUUACGCCUAGAAGUAGGCCUAUAGGCUACCUGGCCUGUGCACAAAUAUAGGCAUAUAAAUGUGCCCAUUUUGGGGAUCUGAUACUAUUUCUGAUUGGCUUAACACAUCACCACUAAUGCGGUGUAGAGCUUCUCAAAGUAAUGUUUUCUUCACCUCAAACAGCAACCAAACAAAGUCUGUUUUUACAUAAUUGAGAAUGACAAUAUAUCCUCAAUGUAUUUGAAAAAUCUUUCCAGCUCUCUCCCUUUCGAUAACCACUCGGUGUGAAAGGGAAAAAUGUCAUGCUCUGAUCCAGUGGAAACAUCAUAAGAUAGGCCUACCUGAUUACUUCUUAUCCCUUGCGCAAAUAGGCCUACAGCAGUGUCUGUCCUGAGCUCACUGGUACAGGAAACUGAGUGCCCAGAAUAUUUUUUUUAAUGUUGCAAGUUAAUAGUUGAUACAUUGUUUCAAGUUGUUAUUUUGUCGGGGACAUCUGUAAUGUUUAUACAUGUACUGUUUGUAUGAAUGUCAUGUAUAUGACCCUAGUGUACAUGUCAGAGAUAUGAAAGGAGCAGUGGAUGAAUGGUUAAUUUCAUAUACAUUUAGCUGCUACUCUGCUAACAUCUCUUAACUGUUGUGUCUAGAGGAUGGAUCAAACUAUCAAGAACUGCUGCUUGAGAUGACCAGGCAGAAAACUGUCCCCAAUGUCUUCGUCAACAAAACCCACAUUGGCGGCUGUGACAAAACAAUGCAGGUAUGGGUCGUUGUAGUGUAAGACUUCAAGAACAACUUCAUUGUCAUAUCACUCGUGUUUUUGCAAAUGCCACCAACUUUUAGAAUCUUGGGCUUAUCCUGUUUUGAUGUUUUACAUUUGAGUCAUUUAGCAGAUGCUCUUAUCCAGAGUGACUUAGUGAGUGCAUACAUUUUCAUACUUUUUUCCCAUACUGGUCCCGAGUGGGAAUUGAACCCACAACCCUGGCGUUGCACGCACCAUGCUGUACCAGCUGAGCCCAUACCUCAAACUUCUGCUAAAAUGUCAGGUUUUGGCAAAGAAAGAUACAUUUACAUUUGAUGUCAUAGGUUCCCCUUGCAUUUUAGCAUGUGGUAAAUGAUGCCCACUACAGGCUUUAAUUGCAUUGUAAUAUUACUGAAGUGUCUUUUUCCAUUUCCCAGAAACAAGGGUUGAGUGGAUCUAUUUGGGUCAAGUGUGGUUAAGAGCCUGAUACCACUGCCAAACGUCUAUUUACAUAAAAAUGGCUACUUAAGAACACCCAAAAGUCUCCUCUUCCCUCUGCACUGAGCUGCAAUUAGCUCAUGCAUUUACAUUUACGUCAUUUAGCAGACGCUCUUAUCCAGAGCGACUUACAGUUAGUGAGUGCAUACAUUUUCAUACUGGCCCCCCGUGGGAAACGAGCCCACAACCCUAGCGUUGCAAGCGCCAUGCUCUACUAACUGAGCUACAGGGGACUAGCAUAAGGUGGCACUUUGUCAGCAUGACACACUAGCUUAUGUUUCACUUGAAGCCACCAACACAUUCUCCUUCAGUGUAUAAUGUAUUAUUAUCCUUAAAUUUACAUACGUUCUGUCUCCUGCCCUUAUCUUGAAAAUGCUGGUUUAGUUCCGUCGAAGGCAUUUUAUGUGGCAUGAAGAAUGCCCUCUCCGGUAUGAAUGGUGUCGGCAUCGCUAUUGAAUGUAGAAUAACCUCACAGCCAUGCACAAUUUUGUUGGGUUAAUGCUGUUUUCACAAUGGUAGCUGACCACCUGUCGUCCUCCUCUUCCCAGGCCCACAAAGAUGGCAUCCUGCAGAAGCUACUGUGCGGGGAGAAUGAGGUCUACGAGUACGACCUCAUCGUCAUCGGGGGCGGAUCGGGAGGCCUGGCCUGCUCAAAGGUGAGAGCCUCCCAGAUAAUGCAUCUCAAACCAAGCAUAACUCCAGGCCUGCACCUUUCUAGUGUACUAGGAUUGAGGCCCUUGAAGGAAGGCUCUAGUCUCGGCUAUCAUGGGUUGUGUCUGAAAACGUUACUAGCCAUCCAAUCCUUGCUUCCCCUGUCCUUGUUUCCUCAAUUCCUCUCAAAACGGAUUGGAGGAGAGGAUCUGAGGUUUCCCUCAAACCUUCUCCUCUAAAGAGCUUUGAGAGGAAGUUACGAUGGAGGGAGCAAGGAUAUGACUGCUAGUAAUGUUUUCAGACACAGGAUUUCUGAUGUGUCAUCAUAGCAGCGAUGAAACUAACCAUAUAAGCUGAGCUAGUCGACCUGUGGUUGUAUUAAAGGUAGACUCUGUGAAAUGAAGUUGCCACGAGCAGCACCGCAGAUAUUGAGAUGAGCGAGAUGCAAGACUUCGCUUUCACACAGUCACACACAGUAUCUGCACAUGUGCACGGGUUGGCUUCGCGCUGUUCACCGCGUAGUAGCCAGGGCACCAAAACAGCGGAGAAGUUGAGCCUCGCGCUUCAACGCUCUUAGUUGUUGCAGAAAUUGACCCACUAUGCUGUUUACUUUCUGCAUAUCGCUGAGUCUACCUUUAAUCAAGUUGUCUAAAUGUGCUCCUUCUUGUGCUUCUCUUGGGAUAGGAGGCAGCGAUGCUGGGGAAGAAGGUGAUGGUGUUGGACUAUGUGAUGCCCACGCCGAAAGGGAACACCUGGGGUGAGUAGGGCUUCCCUGGCGUACUCCUCAUGUGUCACUCUUCUUCAACCAGCAUUUUAUUAACUUUAAUGGGUUACCAAGUUCAUGUUUACAGUUAAUUCAUUCAGAUUAUCUAAAUAUAUUAUUGACAUACAGUACCAGUCAAAAGUUUGGACAUACAUACUCAUUCAAGGGUUUUUCUUUAUUUUUACUAUUUUCUACAUUGUAGAAUAAUAGUGAAGACAUCAAAACUAUGAAAUAACACAUGGAAUCAUGUAGUAACCAAGAAUAUGUCUCCAAACUUUUGGCUGGUACUGUAUGUACAAUAGUAAUUGUAUUACAUUUCAUGUGAUCGAGAACUACACUACAUGACUAAAAGUAUGUGGACACCUGCUCGCCGAACAUCUCAUUCCAAAAUCAUAGGCGUUAGUAUGGAGUUGGUCCCCCCCUUUGCUGCUAUAAUAGCCUUCACUCUUCUGGGAAGGCUUUCCACUAGAUGUUGGAACAUUGCUGCAGGGACUUGCUUCCAUUCAGCCACAAGCAUUAGUGAGGUCGGGCACUGCUGUUGGGCGAUUAGGCCUGGCUCGCAGUUGACGUUCCAAUUCAUCCCAAAGGUGUUUGAUGGGGUUGAGGUCAGGGCUCAAGUUCUUCCACACCGAUCUCAACAAACCAUUUCUGCAUGGUGAUCUUAGGCUUGUGUGCGGCUGCUCGGCCAUGGAACCCAUUUCAUGAAGCUCCCGACUAACAGUUAUUCUGCUGACGUUGCUUUCAGAGGCAGUUUGGAACUCGGAAGUGAGUGUUGCAACGGAGGACAGACGAUUUUUAUGCGCUUCAGCACUCGACAGUCCCGUUCUCUGAGCUUGUGAGGCCUACCACUUCGCGGCUGAGCCGUUGUUGCUCCUAGACGUUUCCACUUCACAAUAACAACAUUUACAGUUGACCGGGGCAGCUCUAGCAGGGCAGAAAUUUGACGAACUGUCUUGUUGGAAAGAUGGCAUCCUAUGACAGUGCCACGUUGAAAGUCACUGAGCUCUUCAGUAAGGCCAUUCUACUGCCAAUGUUUGGCUAUGGAGAUUGCAUUGCUGUGUGCUUGAUUUAAUACGCCUGGCAGCAACAGGUGUGGCUGAAAUAGCCGAAUCCACUAAUUUGAAGGGUUGUCCACAUACUUUGUGUAUAUAUAGUGUAUGUACAUCUUUCUGUAUCAUUGGUUAGUAUUGGAUGACUCUAUUGACUGCAAGUACCAGAAUGCUUUGCGACAGGAAAUGAAAGAAUGAGAAUACCAAUUAAGUGAUUAGUCUGGUUUGUGCUAGCAACUUUCUUUUAUUGUUUUGUAUGAUCUAAAGUGGUACAAUAUUACGUGAACAAGUAUUAUUACUAAAAGAUGCACAGCCUUGAGGAAGGUUCCUGGUGAGCAGAUUCAACAUGAGCUCAAGAGGAAAGGACUGCAGCUCGCAGACUUUCCAGGAGAUGACGAUCCUUAACUCUCUGUCCUGAUAGGAGCAGACUACUACUGGCAGAUAGUGUCUGACAGUGGAGAGACUGACAGAUGCUAGUUGCUUUAGAGAGCACCUUUGGAUGGUCGGUGUAGGGACCAGUGAUGGACUAUACCAUGUGGAGUUGCCAUGAGAACAAAAACAUCUAGAACCUGAGACAACUACAGAAUCGCCAUAAAACGGUUUAAAGGUCUGAGGAAAAGACUGAAGAAGGAUGUGACAUUGUACAGCAGUAGUGGAGGACUACCUACAACAGGAUAUGGCAGAGGAUGUGCCCAAGGACAACACAUCAAUCCAGGUCUGCUCAGCGUUCUGAUAAAGUUCAGACUGCACAAGAUCGCAUUCAUGGCAGACAUCAAGAAAGCCUUUCUGCAGAUAUCCCUAGCAGAGAGACAGCGACGCCGAGAGAUUCCUGUGGGUCACCAAAUUGAGAAAAUGAAGAGGAGCUAUGUAGGCUGAUGAUGACUAGAGUGGUGCUUGGAGCUUCCCCAAGUCCAUUCUUGCUCGCAGCUACAAUCAGGAAGCACCUGAAACAAUACAAAACAGAACAACCAGAAGUUGUAGAGGGACAUUGAGUCACUCUAUGUAGAUUACUUAAUUUCAAGGUCACACAAUGUUGGAAAGGCUAACUAUGUGACAACUGCAAAGCAAAUGCUAUCGACUGCAAGCAUGGACCUCUGCAAGUGGAUGACUCUCCUGAGCUGAAAACAAAAUGGGAGGAGAGUACGACAACUGACCACACGUUGGGGGCAGGAACACACGGAGCAGUGCUGAAAGUGUUAGGCUUAGUGUGGAAACAAGAAACAGAUUAAUUUGAUUGACCUCAGACGGCUACUGAGCAUUCUAAAGCAAAAGGAGAACAAAAAGAGAAGCGUUUUGCAGUAUUUUGCACGCAUCUUCGACCCUAUCAGCUUUCUGACCCCCUUUACCAUCAGAAUCAAGUGCAUGUUCCAGGAAAUGUGGGAGAUGGGACUCUGCUUGGACGAAGAGUUACCUCCCGAUUUGACACUAGAAUGGCAACAGUGGUGUUCAGAACUACACCAGCUUGCCAUACCAAGGUGGUGUAGAACAGAAAUGCAGCCGCAGAAAAGCCACACCAGGAAACCGCACAUGUUCUGUGACGCAAGAGUAGCUUACCUGCAAGGUGAAACACAAAACGGAGAAACAACGACAAGCCUAGUCCCACUCAAGAAAAUGAUGCUGCCACGCCUGGAGCUCAUGGGAGCUGUGAUUGGAGCGAGACUAGCAAACAAUCUGAUGACCACACUGAAAAUGGUACAAACACAGAUCAGAAUGUGGACAGACUCGAUGAUCGUGCUGCAUUGGAUUUGCAACUCAGCUCAGAAAUGGAAACUGUUUGUUGCAAACAGUGACAGAGAUCCAGUCCUUGACCAACCGAGUGUCAUGGUCACAUAUAUUGAAGGGAAAACAAAUCCAGCCGAUCUUCCUAAGGAGGACGAACUGUUCAAAACUUCAGAGCCAUUUAUGGUGGAACGGACCUAGCGAUCAGUCAGAGGAAACUGAUGAUGACAAGGUUCCGGAAGAGGUGAACAAAGAACUUAAGUCCAGUCACCAGGUCACUGUUCAGGUCACUGCAAAUGACACAGACAUCACUGAACCAGUGUUGGAGCUCGAAGGGUACAGCAAACUGAAAAGAGUGUUCAGAGUGACCGCCUGGAUAAAGAGAUUCAUAGCCAAUGCUUAUACAAACACAGACACAAGGUGAACUGACUGCUGACAAACUGUUUGAAGCAGAAAAGUACUGUCUCAAAGUAACACGUUUCAGUCAGGAGAUCAAACUACCGAAGGCAGGAAAAAACCUAAACAAUGACUGUAAAAUCAAAGAACUGAAAACGUUCCUGGACAAGAAAGAACUACUCGGUGUAGGACGAAGAAUGCAACAGUCCAACUUUCCAUUCAGAGGGCAGCACCCAUGGGUUCUGCCCAGCAAACCCAGAUACUCAGAAAAACUGAUGCAGUGCUAUCAUGAGAAGGUGAUGCAUUCUGGAGUAAGAGACAUUCUAGUGCAAUCAGAGACAGAUACUGGCUGUUGCGUGCUAGACGGCUAGUCAAGAGCACUGUGGCUAGAUGCACAGUCUGCAAGAGUUUCAAAGCAAAGGCUGGACAGAAGGUCACUGUGCUUUUACCAAAAGACAGAAUAACCACAGAUGUGGAUCUUGCAGGACCGCUCUACGUGAAAGCAAAUGGUUCUGUGAAGAACUCCAACAUUGCGCUGUUCACUUGUGCUGUACCCAGAGCAGUAGAUGUAGAUCUGGUCUCAGAUCAGUCAAGAGACAUUCAUGUUAGGUCUGAAGAUUAAUCUUCAAAAGAUUAUGCAAAGUAAUCUAUUCGGACAAUGCAAAAAUGUUCAAGAGAGGUGGUCAGGACUUGUAGAAUCUGUAGAACGCAAUCCCACAACUCUUGUAGUUCUUCUCAGAAAGGGGCAUUGCCUGGAGGAUAAUUGGAGAGCCAGCAGCCUGAUGGGGCAGAUUCUGUGAGAGACUCAUCAGAUCAGUCAAACAUGCCUGAGAAAAGUUAUCGGGAGAGCUUCGCUCAACUUUGAAGAAAUGUACAAACAAAAUAUGAAAAUGCACUCACUACUAAGUCGCUCUGGACAAGAGCGUCUGCUAAAUGACUAAAAUGUAAAUGUAAUGUGCACAGUCCUGACAGGUUGAAGCAAUCCUAAACUCUAGGCCUCUGACCUUCAAGUACAAUGAAGUGGGUGAACCACAUGUCCUUGACAUCAGCCCACGUCCUGGUGGGUAAAAACCUCUGCCGCACAAGCUAUUUCCGACUGACGCUCAACAAGGAGGACAUGACAUGCAGAUGGAAGUACAGGCAGAGACUUGUAACCAGCUUCUGGAAUAGCUGGCGAAGAGACUACUUGCUGGACUUAGUCAGCACACCACUGUGACACACCACAGCCCACCCCACUGAAAGUGGGUGACGUUGCACUCAUCGGAGAAGAUGACACCCAGACAAACCUGGAAACUAGGGAAGAUCGAGUAACUUUUUCCAGGCCGAGAUGGCCUAGUUAGGUCAUGUUCAGUUUGCACUACCUCAGGGACUUUGAGACCUAUUCAGUUGAUUUAGAUGAACAGUUGUUUAUUGGGGGGAGGAUAAGGUAACUUUAAUGGGUUACAGAGUUAAGAUUUACAGUUAAUUCGUUGAGAUGAUCUAAAGAUAUUAUCUACAGAGUAGUAGUAAUAGGAUUACAUUUAAUGUGAUGGAGAUUGAGAACGAUGUACCAUCUUUCUGUUGUAUUGGAUUACGCUAUUGACUGCAAGUACCAGAAUGCUUUGCAACAGGAAGUGAGAACGAGAAUGCUCCAGUUAUAAACAAGUGAUGAGUGAUUAGCCUGGCUUGCGCUAACAACUUUAUUUUAUUGUUUUGAACUAUCUAAAGUGGUGAAAUGUAGCGUGAACAAGUAUUAUUACUAAAAGAAGCUUUCAUCUUAUACCCGACAUCCCGAGUCAUUACUUUGAAGAUAGUUAUAUGAUAUUACGAGCGUGUCUUCGACUGAACAUUUUUGGUUGUUUCAGACAUACAAUCUUACAGAAACUGCCGCAAUCCCACCGAAGCAUAAAUAAAAAUACCUUGCAGAAUACCGCUGUUAUCAGUUGCAACAUGUCUGUAUAUUUCAAUGGGGAUCCAAAUGCAAUCUUCAAAUGUGUGAUUCUGUAUGUUCCAUGUCCCUGGACAGGCCUGGGCGGCACGUGCGUGAACGUGGGCUGCAUCCCUAAGAAGCUGAUGCACCAGACAGCCCUGCUAGGGACCUCCAUGCAGGACGCCCGCAAGUUUGGCUGGGAGUUGCCUGAGGAGACAGGUAGCGUCUGUAAUACUUCCAGCUGAGUACUUUUUCAGUAAGGGUAAUAAAUGACUAAAGAUAGUUGUGUGGUCAUUUCUGUUGACUUUGUCAUUCUGGUCUGGUUCACAGUGAAGCACAACUGGGAGACGAUGAAGACUGCGGUGAACAACUACAUUGGCUCGUUGAACUGGGGCUACCGGGUGGCGCUGCGCGACAAGAACGUCAACUACGUCAACUCCUACGCAGAGUUCAUUGAGCCGCACAAAAUCAAGGUGGGCACCCUAUGAAUUUAUAAGCAAAUGUCUAACCAUGGUUAUUUUCUGAUGCAUUUUCAUUCUGAAUUGACUUGCCUUUACAUUUUCAUACUGAAUUUACUGCCUUACAUUUUCAUACUUAAUUGACUGUCUUCUAAUGGGUAAAAUGUAUGAACAUUUUAGAUGCACAGCGCAUAAUGUAUUCUGAAACUAGCUGUGUUAGUUCCUUGGCUUAUUAUAAACAAACCCCAAAGAUAUGUAAUGGCUCUGUACAAACACGCAUCACAACACGUAGUACAGUAGCUAAUGUCUCUCUCGUGGAUGGUUUCAAACCACACCCUUGAAUUGAUGCAUCGAUUCAUUUAAACUAUACUGUAGGUUUUUACGCAACAGACAGGGAUACGCUAGGUGACUUUUAACGUCUAUUCUUUCAGUGUGUAAGAGAGUAAGAUAAAUCGGUGAAGAAUGUUUGACACCCUCCUUCCCCUCCGCAGGCGACCAACAAGCGAGGAAAGGAGACCUUCCACACGGCAGCUAAGUUUAUCCUGGCGACAGGCGAGAGGCCGCGUUACCUGGGCAUCCCCGGAGACAAAGAGUAUUGCAUCACCAGGUGAGACCAACCCCCCCCCCCCCCCACUCCCAACCUCCAUCCUAGUACACAGCAGGCAUUAUGUCUAUGGGCGCGUUCCCCUGCUCAGACGUUGCAUGCAUCAACCAAUGGUUGCGUCCCACCUCAUCGACUGUGCCGUCGGGCACCAGCUUGCUAUAACAUAUGAUGUGGGUAGCUGAUAUGUAAAAUACCUAUCCAGAUCUGGCAUGCGUCAGCAACACCUGGGCAGAGGAUCGUGUUAAUUAUUUAACCUACAAUCCAAUUUGACUGCUGUCCAGCCAGGGGAAAGCCCUGGUUAUUCAAUUAACACAACAAGAUACAGUGCAUUCGGAAAGUAUUCAGACCCCUUGACUUUUUCCACAUUUUGUUAUGUUACAGCCUUAUUCUAAAAUUGAUUAAAUAGUUUUUUCCCCUCAUCAAUCUACACACAAUACCCCAUAAUGACAAAGCAAAAACGGGUUUUUACAAACUUUUGCAAAUAUAUAACAAAUGUACAACUAAAAUAUCACAAUUACAUAAGUAUUCAGACCCUUUACUCAGUUCUUUGUUGUAGCACCUUUGGCAGCGAUUACAGCCUCGAGUCUUCUUGGGUAUGAUGCUACAAGCUUGGCACACCUGUAUUUGGGGAGUUUCUCCCAUUCUUCUCUGCAGAUCCUCUCAAGCUCUGUCCGGUUGGAUGGGGAGCGUCGCUGCACAGCUAUUUUCAGGUCUCCAGAGAUGUUCGAUCGGGUUCAAGUCCGGGCUCUGGCUGAGCCACUCAAGGACAUUCAGAGACUUGUCCCAAAGCCACUCCUGCGUUGUCUUGGCUGUGUGCUUAGGGUCGUUGUCCAGUUGGAAGGUGAACCUUUCCCCCAGUCUGAGGUCCUGAGCAGGUUUUCAUCAAGGAUCGCUCUGUACUUUGCUCCAUUAAUCUUUCCCUCAAUCCUGACUAGUCUCCCAGUCCCUGCCGCUGAAAAACAUCCCCUCAGCAUGAUGCUGCCACCACCAUGCUUCACUGUAGGGAUGGUGCCAGGUUUCCUCCAGAUGUGACGCUUGGAAUUCAGGCAAAAUAGUUCAAUCUUGGUUUCAUCAGACCAGAGAAUCUUGUUUCUCAUGGUCUGAGAGCCCUUUAGGUGCCUUUUGGCAAACUCCAAGUGAGCUGUCAUGUGCCUUUUUACUGAGGAGUGGCUUCCGUUUGGCCACUCUACCAUAAAGGCCUGAUUGGUGGUGCUGCAGAGAUGGUUGUCCUUCUGGAAGGUUCUCCCAUCUCCACAGAGGAACUCUGGAGCUCUGUCAGUGACCAUCGGGUUCUUGGUCUCCUCCCUGACCAAGGUCCUUCUCCCACAAUUGCUCAGUUUGGCCGGGCGGCCUGCUCUCGGAAGAGUCUUGGUGGUUCUUGGUGACCUUCAAUGCUGCAGAAAUGUUUUGGUACCCUUCCCCAGAUCUGUGCCUCAACACAAUCCUGUCUCUGAGCGCUACAGACAAUUCCUUCGACCUCGUGGCUUGGUUUUUGCUCUGACCUGCACUGUCAACUGUGGGAACUUUUAUAUAGAUCUUAUGCAACUGAGCUCAAUUUCAAGUCUCAUAGCAAAGGUUCUGAAUACUUAUGUAAAUAAGGUAUUUCUGUUUUUUUAUUUCUAAAAACCUGUUUUCUCUUUGUCAUUAUGGGGUAUUGUGAGUAGAUUGAUAAGAUAUUUUAUUUAUUUAAUCCAUUUUAGAGUAAGGCUUUAACGUAACAAUUUGGAAAAGGUCAGUCUGAAUACUUUCCGAAUGCACUGUAUAAACACACUGCAAGGUGGUUUCAUUAGAGUACACUGUAGUAAAACCCUUUCCAACGGAAUUAGAAACGAGUUUCUCAUUGGACAAGUUCAGGUAAUUCCCAUCUUACACUGACAUGCAGUUGAAAUGUUGAUGGACAUAAGGGAUGUGGAUCAUUGCAGCUAAGCUUGUGCUCUGGAACGCGUGCACACACACACACACACACAACCUCCCCAGGUGAGCUCAAAUAUCUAAUUUCCACCACAGGAGGUCUUGUAUCUCAGGUCACUCAUUUAAUAAGGCUAUAAUCUCCCAACGGUCUAAACACAGGUUUUCUAGAAGAUUAAUCCCUUUAUGCUGGUGGCUUUUGCUAACCUACAUGUCAUAGGGACAGACCCUGGUAUCCAUAUCUGUACCUUUAAACCAGAUUCUAUGCCUAAUAGUUGUUUUGUGACAGAAUAACUUUUCAGAGGACAUACUUGUCGACUGGCCUCAAAAAGUUCACGCCCAGACACAUUUCAGACUACAUAACCAGUGUCGUCCAGGUUAGGGGAGGGAAUGGCCGGCAGGGAUGUAGCUCAGUUGGAAGAGCGUGGCGUUUGCAACGCCAGGGUUGUGGGUUCGAUUCCCAUGGGGGUCAGUAUGAAAAAACAAUAAUGUAUGCACUCACUAACUGUAAGUCGCUCUGGAUAAGAGCGUCUGCUAAAUGACGUAAAUGUAAUGUAAAUAUGUAAGUUAUUUUGUCUAAUGCAGUGGUCACCAACCUUUUCUGAGUCUAGGUCACUUUCGCAGUCAAAAUCCAAGCCGAGGUCUACCACUCAGAUAAAAAAAAAAAAAAAACAUGACUUAAAAAAUGUAAGCCUGUGCAACAUUAUCCUAAUAGAAACUGUUCUGUAAGAAUGAGGUUUGUGCAGUAGGCCUAAUAUAUUAUCACAGCAUAUUUGGCCUGCCAAUAUUGUUCUUCUCAGACCAUAUUAUAUUUCUAAACUUGAGCUAUAUAGAUCAGUUGUAAACUGAGCAUGAUUUUAAAUUUGCUUUUUUGUUUUACUGGAUUUUUCUGAUUGUUAGUCUCAACAAAUGGCGGGAAAGGGCAGCAGAGGGUCAUAGUCCCUGCUCUCUCCCUUCCUCCGGUGAGACUGCUCAGAGAGAGGGGACACGGUCUUCCACCUGUAUUAUUCCACCUGUAUCGUUUCUACCUUGGCUACUCAUUCAUUGCAGCUGCAGUGCUGGUUGGUUGCAGCGAGAGUGGAAGUAGGGAGAAACACGUUUUAUGGUUUGUAAAGUGUUGAAUAAAAACUUAAACAUGAAAUCACUCAUAAAAACAGCAGCUCUUUGCUACAUUCUUUGAGUCUCUCUCUGGUCAUUGUUUUAAAAGUGAUAAUAUCUCACUUAGUAUCAAUCUUUGCUGUGGAAGCUGCAGGCACAGUGAUUUGAGCUAUCCGAGUCCGAUUGGCCAGCAAUAGGUGCACUUGAUUUAGCCAACCGGGUCCGCAGAGUUUGUACCUUUUUUUUUUUUUUUGACAAAUGAAAUGGAUCUAAAUGGGAACACUUCGCUUACACGGCGCGCAGUGCAGCUGAAUCAAGUGCACCUACCACCAACCAUGCAGGAUGAAUUUAAAACAAAUAGUAGCGCAAGGCUUUAUCGUUGGCUUUUCUACAAAUGUUUGGCUAUCGACUAGGAAUGCCUUGAAGAUCGACCGGUUGGUGAGAACUGGUCUAGUGAAUGAAUCAGACAUUCCAGGUAUUUCACUUGCUGAUCGCAGAAAGAAUAGGUGAAUUGUGGCGUUUUUAUACAUUUUAAGAGCAUUAUGGGUUUAAUGGAGGUGCACCCUACUCUGGCUGAUCUUCCCCUGUCUAUGCUACAGCGACGACCUGUUCUCGCUGCCCCACUGCCCCGGCAAGACCCUGGUGGUCGGGGCGUCCUACGUGGCGCUGGAGUGCGGGGGUUUCCUUGCGGGCCUGGGCCUGGACGUGACGGUCAUGGUGCGCUCCAUCUUGCUGAGGGGCUUCGACCAGGACAUGGCCAACCGUGCCGGUGAGCACAUGGAAGAGCAUGGUGUCAAGUUCCUCCGGAAGUACGUCCCCGUCAAGGUGAGCCAAUGUGAAUGAUCUACUACCAGACCUGGGUUCAAAUGGUAUUUGAAGUCUUUCAAAUACUUUGAACGUUUGCCUUAGCCUGGGUAAAGUUUGCACUUAUGGGACUUUUCUAUUGGUUCCCUUGCAACAGGUAAGCGCAAUCAAGCACAGCUAGUGUUUGAAAUUAUUUCAAUAGUAUUUCAACCAAGGUACUACUACUAUGCCCUUUUAUCUUUACUCAGCUGUUCAGGGCUAGCUUUAUGGCCUUUUUAUGGUUUGGAAAUGCUGAGGCUAAAUCGCUCUGUCAUCAGGGAAGUUAUGUAAUAUUUCGCUAUUUAUCGGAAGAAUCCUGUCAUCAGUUUAAGUCUAACUGUCAUGGAUGUUAGCCUGUGAAGGUGAACUAAAUAUAAAACCACUUGAUCUUUCAGAGUAAAAGAUGCCUUCAGUUCACCCGGCCCUGGCCAUUAUAGUAUUAUAGAGAGAAUUUUGUAGCUAGAUAUAAAAUGAAUUGUAUGGAAGAUAUUUGUUUUUAAGUGUGUGUGUGUGUAUGUCAGGUGGAGGAGCUGGAGGCAGGCACUCCUGGGAGGCUGAAGGUGACAGCCAAGAGCACAGAGAGUGACGAGACCAUCGAGGGAGAAUACAACACUGUACGUACGCAGUAAAAUCCCCUUAACCCCCAUUAGCCAAAGUAAAUCUUCACUUAUGAAUGAAACCAAUACUGUUACUUAAAUCUGCAAACGUAGUUCUUUAACCUAUUGCAUUAGGCACUCUGCAUGAUUGUCAGUCUUUGAGCCUUAACUAUAACUAUAAGAAGUUUUGUUAGCAAACUGGAGUCAUUCUUGCUCUGUAGGGAUGACGGGGCUUUAUUUGUAUGUUUUAAUGACAUGCUACAGCUGGAGAAUGGUCCCGUUAACCCGGUGACUUCCUUGUCCUCCCUCAGGUGUUGAUAGCCGUUGGGCGUGACGCGUGUACAGGCAAGAUCGGCCUGGAUCAAGCCGGAGUUAAAGUCAACCCCAAGUAAGUAAACAUUCCUUUUAUUUUCUUCUAUUCUAUUCGCUCCCUUAUUUCAUUAAUCUGCCCAUGCACCCUCGCAGCUAUCACCAAUGAGACGCAGACAAGGGUGUGUGUACGUGCCUGUACCUUUAAGGCUCUCUACAGUCAUGGUGAUUCAGCACUAUUGCCACACCAGAGCCUGCGGAGUGAGUGGGAAUGUGUGUGUGAACUGACGGGGAGGGGUUUUGUGGGGAUAAGAGUUUUUGUGUUUGUGCUUUGUAAGGAGAGAAACCCCCUUGUGCUGUUACAUUGGGACGUAACUGUAUCUAAAAACCUCAGGCCUCUUUCCAAUAAUGUAAACUGGAUUGAUUUAGGAAGAAGUGUUUUCAUAGGGUUCCUAACAUGGGGUUCAGUUAUGAAUGGGUCAGCCCUACAGAGUACCCUCUAGGCCAACGGGAUUAAGCAAGCGCAUGAGUGAGAGCGCCUUAGUCAGUCAUAUGCCUCGGUCAUAUGACUGGGUCCCUAGCAGCAUUUAAGGACAUGGAUGCGUGAAUGUGUAGUUCAUACAUGCAGAAUUACUGUCUUACCUCAAUUAGCCACGAAAUCCCUAGUUUGAAAGUGACUGUUUACUGGAAGCUGUGCUGCGCCAUUUUCCUUACAUUUUCCCCCAUGUGGGCCAGCCCCCUAGCAAUUUGAGUUCUAGCCAAUGAGGUUCAGCACCUCGUCAUUUGAGUGACAACAAGCAAGAUCUGCACACAGCAGAGCAAAAGAGAGCGCAAUGCACAUCUCUGCACAUAUGUGACGUAGUAUGCCAUUUUCGGGGACCAUUUUUGGCUCGUGAGCGCUACUUUCAGAACUACUGGCUAAGAAUUAUACAAAAGUACCGGAGAAUCUCUUUAACAUGAGGCUGACUGACACACACAGCUUAAGGUGCACCAGGUUCGCUACAUGAGUGUAGUUUACGGGGCUGGCUGAAGCGACCCACGUCAGGAGGGCUUUGGUAUCAACCAGACUAGUAGUUUACAUGUGUAGGAGUGAUUUAUUGGCACAAGUUAAUUAUUUGUUAAUGUGUAAUUAUGUUAUUAAUGAAUAACAGUGAAAUUACUUGUUGAUUGAAUGUGACUUGAGAAGUUGUUCAUAGUGGUAUGAUAUUCUCUUUUGUAGGUACAGACACGCAUAUUCUGUCCAAAGACAUUCUAGACCUGAUCUAUUUUGCAUGGUUAGAUAUCGGAUCCGAUUUAUAUAAAUAUACUGAACAAAAAUAAAUGCAACAUGUAAAGGUUUGGUUUCAUGAGCUGAAAUAAAAGAUCCCAGAAAUGUUCCAUACGCACAAAAAGCGUAUUUCUCUCAAAUUCUGUGCACACAUUUGUUUACAUCCCUGUUAGUGAGCAUUUCUCCUUUGCCAAGAUAAUCCAUCCACCUGAUGGGUGUGGCAUAUCAAGAAGCUAAUUCAACAGCAUGAUCAUUACACAGUUGCACCUUGUGCUGGGGACAAUAAUAGGCCACUUUAAAAUGUGCAGUUUUGUCACACAACACAAUGCCACAGAUGUCUCAAGUUUUGAGGGAGUGUGCAAUUGGUAUGACUUGGCUGACUGGAGGAAUUGAAUGUUCAUUUCUCUACCAUAAGCCGCCUCCGUUUUAGAGAAUUUACAGCAAGUCCAACCGGCCUCACAACCUCAGACUACGUGUAACCAGGCCAGGCCAGGAACUCCACAUCCGGCUUCUUCAGCUGCGGAAUCGUCUGAGACCAGCCACCCGGACAGCUGAUGAAAAUGUGAAGAAUUUCUGCACAAACUGUCAGAAACCGUCUCAUUGAAGCUCAUCUGCAUGCUCGUCGACCUCACCAGGGCCUUGACCUGACUGCAGUUCGGCGUCGUAAUCGACUUCAGUGGUCAAAUGUUCACUGGUACGCUGGAGAAGUGUGCUCUUCGCGGAUGAGUCCCGGUUUCAACUGUACCAGGCAGAUGGCAGACAGCGUUUUAUGGUUUCCUGUGGGCGAGCGGUUUGCUGAUGUCAACGUUGUGAACAGAGUGCCCCAUGGUGGCAGUGGGGUUAUGGUAUGGGUAGGCGUAAGCUACAGACAACAAACACAAUUGCAUUUUAUCGAUGGCAAUUUGAAUGCACAGAGAUACCAUGACGAGAUCCUGAGGCCCAUUGUCGUGCCAUUCAUCCGCCGCAAUCACCUCAUGUUUCAGCAUGAUAAUGCACCGCCCCAUGUCACAAGGAUCUGUAUACAAUUCCUGGAAGCUGAAAAUGUCCCAGUUCUUCCAUGUCCUGCAUACUCACCAGAAAUGUCACCCGUUGAGCAUGUUUGCGAUGCUCUGGAUCGACAUAUACGACAGUGUGUUCCAGUUUCCCGCCAAUAUCCAGGAACUUCGCACAGCCAAUGAAGAGGAGUGGGACAACAUUCCACAGGCCACAAUCAACAGCCUGAUCAACUCUGUCGCGCAGCAUGAGGCAAAUGAUGGUCACACCAGAUACUGGCUGGUUUUCUGAUCCACGCUCAUGCUUUUUGUUUUUGUUUUAAGGUACUGUAUCUAUAUUCCCAGUCAAGAAAUCCAUAGAUUAGGGCCGAAUGAAUUUAUUUCAAUUGACUGACUUCCUUAUAUGAACUGUAACUCAGUAAAAUGUUUGAAAUUGUUGCAUGUUGCGGUUAUAUUGUUGUCUCAUCAUUUGCCUGUCGUUGUUGAUGAAUCAUCCUCAUCGUCGUUGAAUACUUUGUCUUUGUUUUGGUGAUGACAAGAUCUUAGCCCCACCCAGUCAGUCAGUUCUAUUCUUCAUGGCCACAACCUAGGGCUGGGCGGUAUGCCGUAUUUGACUAUACAGUGGGGGAAAAAAGUAUUUAGUCAGCCACCAAUUGUGCAAGUUCUCCCACUUAAAAAGAUGAGAGGCCUGUAAUUUUCAUCAUAGGUACACGUCAACUAUGACAGACAAAUUGAGGGAAAAAAAAUCCAGAAAAUCACAUUGUAGGAUUUUUUAUGAAUUUAUUUGCAAAUUAUGGUGGAAAAUAAGUAUUUGGUCACCUACAAACAAGCAAGAUUUCUGGCUCUCACAGACCUGUAACUUCUUCUUUAAGAGGCUCCUCUGUCCUCCACUCGUUACCUGUAUUAAUGGCACCUGUUUGAACUUGUUAUCAGUAUAAAAGACACCUGUCCACAACCUCAAACAGUCACACUCCAAACUCCACUAUGGCCAAGACCAAAGAGCUGUCAAAGGACACCAGAAACAAAAUUGUAGACCUGCACCAGGCUGGGAAGACUGAAUCUGCAAUACGUAAGCAGCUUGGUUUGAAGAAAUCAGCUGUGGGAGCAAUUAUUAGGAAAUGGAAGCCAUACAAGACCACUGAUAAUCUCCCUCGAUCUGGGGCUCCACGCAAGAUCUCACCCGUGGGGUCAAAAUGAUCACAAGAACGGUGAGCAAAAAUCCCAGAACCACAUGGGGGGACCUAGGGAAUGACCUGCAGAGAGCUGGGACCAAAGUAACAAAGCCUACCAUCAGUAACACACUACGCCGCCAGGGACUCAAAUCCUGCAGUGCCAGACGUGUCCCCCUGCUUAAGCCAGUACAUGUCCAGGCCCAUCUGAAGUUUGCUAGAGUGCAUUUGGAUGAUCCAGAAGAGGAUUGGGAGAAUGUCAGAUGAAACCAAAAUAGAACUUUUUGGUAAAAACUCAACUCGUCGUGUUUGGAGGACAAAGAAUGCUGAGUUGCAUCCAUACCUACUGUGAAGCAUUGGGGUGGAAACAUCAUGCUUUGGGGCUGUUUUUCUGCAAAGGGACCAGGACGACUGAUCCGUGUAAAGGAAAGAAUGAAUGGGGCCAUGUAUCGUGAGAUUUUGAGUGAAAACCUCCUUCCAUCAGCAAGGGCAUUGAAGAUGAAACGUGGCUGGGUCUUUCAGCAUGACAAUGAUCCCAAACACACCGCCCGGAUGGCUUCGUAAGAAGCAUUUCAAGGUCCUGGAGUGGCCUAGCCAGUCUCCAGAUCUCAACCCCAUAGAAAAUCUUUGGAGGGAGUUGAAAGUCUGUGUUGCCCAGCGACAGCCCCAAAACAUCACUGCUCUAGAGGAGAUCUGCAUGGAGGAAUGGGCCAAAAUACCAGCAACAGUGUGUGUGAACCUUGUGAAGACUUACAGAAAACGUUUGACCUGUGUCAUUGCCAACAAAGGGUAUAUAACAAAGUAUUGAGAAACUGUUGUUAUUGACCAAAUACUUAUUUUCCACCAAAAUUUGCAAAUAAAUUCAUAAAAAAUUCUACAAUGUGAUUUUCUGGAUUUUUUUUCUCAUUUUGUCUGUCAUAGUUGACGUGUACCUAUGAUGAAAAUUACAGGCCUCAUCUUUUUAAGUGGGAGAACUUGCACAAUUGGUGGCUGACUAAAUACUUUUUUCCUCCACUGUAUACCGGUAUUGAUGCACGGACUGGUUUGGGUUUUUACUCUACCUUCUAUAACGAUAUUUCAAUGUUUGGUUUGUUAAAUGUGAUAUGCAACUCAGGCGUGUGUAAUGUCAGUUUUUAUAGUUUACUCCGUUUGUUGCUUGAGUCGUCUUCGUCUCCUGCUGCAUGCCACUUCCCAACAAGCCUUGCCCCCUGUCAAUCAAGGAGAGAGCAGUUGAUCAGAUGGAUGCAAGAAGAUGUUUGUGCAAGCAUGUCACCACCAUGUCAACAUCUUGUUGCAUCUAUCUGACCAUGCAGACUACUGAGUGAACGGCAAGGAAGUCCUCGUGACUCUGUGGUCGAGCAACUGCUCUCUCCUUGAUUGACAGUGGGCAUGCAGCAGGAGGAGAGGAAGACCACUCAAAAACAAGUGCAGUCACAAAAACCAUCAAGUGCUAUGAUGAAACUGGCUCUCAUGAGGACCGCCACAGGAAGUCCCAGAGUUACCUCUGCUGCAGAGGAUACAUUCAUUAGAGUUAUGGAGUGCUGCAUCAGAUGACCUGGCCUCCACAAUCCCCCGACCUCAACCCAAUUGAGAUGGUUUGGGAUGAGUCGGACGGCAGUGAAGGAAAAGCAGCAAACAAGUGCUCAGCAUAUGUGGGAACUCCUUCAAGACUGUUGGGAAAGCAUUCCAGGUGAAGCUGGUUGAGAGUGCCAAGAGUGUGCAAAGCUGUCAUCAAGGCAAAGGGUGGCUAUUUGAAGAAUCUCAAAUAUAAAAUAUAUUUUGAUUUGUUUCACACUUUUUGGUUACUACCUGAUUCCAUGUGUUAUUUCAUAGUUUUGAUGUCUUCACUAUUAUUCUACAAUGUGUUAUUUUUUUAUUUAUUUUUUUUAUUUUUUUUAAAUAAAGAAAAACCCUUUGAGUAAGUUUGUCCAAACUUUUGACUGGUAGUGUACAUACACAAACUAAUAGUAUGUAUUUUUUUGUGUGUAUCUUACGGUCUGCUAGUUUAUAUCUUCUUAGCAAGUUGUGGCUAAAAUACAUCUGGUUAGCCGCUAAUGCGAAUCACUAGUUAGCUGGCUAGCUAGCUUGCUAAAUGUACUAAGAGUCAGAGCAAACAUGGCUAUCUAAUACAGCCUGGUGCUGGUGUAGGCCUAGAUAAGCAUGUUUGUGCAACGGAAUCAUCCAAAUCAGAGAGAAAUAGGUGAAGCAUGAAUAUGUUACUUAGCUACAUGAGGUAAGAGAACAUGUACCGGUAAUGUAACUUGGAAACUUCUGACCAACACUUUGGUUCCUGCCCUGGCUUAUUUGUUCGUCAUGUCAAACAACAAUGUAUUCAAGGUGCUGCCCACUAUAUUCCAACAAUAGAAUUAGAAUAAUCAUUCUAUUUCCAUUAUUCCACCAAUUUAACUGGGCCUAGAUAUCAUACAGCCCUGCGUGGAAAUGGUAAGUGCAGGAAAUGCAGAAAUUAAUGAGAAAAUGCUUUUUUUUUCUCUUUUUUUGGGGGGGGGAUUGAACAGUAUAAAACAAUCAGAUUGGAGAAAGCCCCAUUGAAAUCUAUUGUAAUUUGUUGCCACUCUAGGUUUAUGAACUGCUCAUAAAGCAUAUUUAGAACUUAUUAUUAUUCAAAAACAUCAAACACCGUCAUACCGUGAAAAAUGUAAAAGGUAUCAUGAUAUGAUAUUUUGCCCAUAUCGCCCAGCCCAACCACAACCAUUCAGUAUGUCACUGUCAGAUAAACCUUAGGCGUACAGUGCAUUCGGAAGGUAUUCAGACACCUUCCCAUUUUCCACAUUAUUCAUGGUACAGUGGCCAGACGGAAGCCACUCAUCAGUAAAAUGCACAUGACAGCCCACUUGGAGUUUGCCAAGAGGCACCUAAAGGACACUGACAAUGAGAAACAAGAUCUCUGGUCUGAUGAAACCAAGAUUGAACUCUUUGUCCUGAAUGCCAAGCGUCACGUCUGGCGGAAACCUGGCAACAUCCCUGCAGUGAAGCAUGGUGGUGGCAGCAUCAUGCUGUGGGGAGGUUUUUCAGCGGCAGGGACUGGUAGACUAGUCAGGAUUGAGGGAAAGAUGAACGGAGUAAAGUACAGAGAGAUCCUUGAUGAAAACCUGCUCAGGACCUCAGACUGGGACAAAGUUAACCUUCCAACAGGAAAACGACCCUAAGCACACAGCCAAGACAACGCAGGAGUGGCUUCGGGACAAAUCUCUGAAAGUCCUUGAGUGGCCCAGCCAGAGCCCGGACUUGAAGCCAAUCUAACAUCUCUGGAGAGACCUGAAAAUAACUGUGCAGCGACGCUCCCUAUCCAACGUGACAGAGCUUGAAAGGAUCUGCAGAGAAGAAUGGGAGAAACUCCCCAAAUACAGGUGUGCCAAGCUUGUAGCGUCAUACCCAAGAAGACUCGAGGCUGUUAUCGCUGCCAAAGGUGAUUCAACAAAGUACUGAGUAAAGGGUCUGAAUACUUUUGUAAAUGUGAUAUUUCUAAAAACCUGUUUUUGCUUUGUCAUUAUGGGGUAUUGUGUGUAGAUUGUUGAGGGGGAAAAAAACAAUUUUAAGGCUGUAACGUAACAAAAUGUGGAUAAAGUCAAGGGGUCUGAAUACUUUCCGAAUGCACUGUAUAUGGUAUUACCUUUAGUUAAAUAAUGCACCGUAAAAAGUGUGACCCGAACACAUCCUCUUAUUGGUUUACCCUCGAAAUCACGGAACACGGAGUUCUUUGCAUAGAGACAUUUCUCAACCGAUGGUCACAUUACAUCACAUUCUUUCACAUCACAUUACAUUGAGAGUGUCUUUCACAAGAUCUGAUACUUUUCAUUUGCGAAGUGUGAAUAUUGUCACCAAAUAGUCUCAGCUUAAUGUAGAGUGCACGUUGGGAAUGAUUUAAAAAUAUUUACUUUACAAUUGUAUUCCACUUAAUCAUCAAGUGGGAGUUAUUGACUACAUCAUGUACUUGUUGGACCUUUCACUUUACUCUGUGUCCUCGAUGCCCUAAACAUUUUUCAAUCCAUCCGCUGCAUAAUAAAGAUCAAAUAGGCACCAAAAUCAAUGUAUUCUGCAACCCUGUUCUCAUACAUAAAUGCGUAAUUAGUCUAGACCAGGGAUCUGCAACUUGUGGCUCCAGAGCCGCAUGUGGCUCUUCCACUGCCCCUUUGUGGCUCUAUGGGGAUCUAUAAUUAGUCAAAUGUGAGUCGCCUGUCAUUUUACCCUAGCUAAGCUUCCACUCUCUCAGGAACGGUAAGGUCCCGGUGAACGACGAGGAACAGACCAACGUGCCGCACAUCUACGCCAUCGGAGACAUCCUGGAGGGCAAGUGGGAGCUGACGCCUGUGGCCAUCCAGGCUGGCAAGCUGCUGGCACGCCGGCUGUACGCGGGAGCCUCGCUCAAGGUAAUUAUCGGACAGCGGGCCUCAAUUCACCACUUUGGGAGUUGACGUGCUUUUCUGUUGAUAGACCAUGGCAGUUUGUCAGUAUGACCCUUCGCUCUGUUGUCCCUCUGCUUUAAUAAGAUUGGCUUGUGUUCAAAUGAAAAUCGUAAUGUUGGCCCUCGUUGAUGUUAUAUGGUGGGGCCUUUGCUCCACACCUAAAAUGUAAAAACUAGGAAAAACCCUGUAAAAAUGUUCCCUAGCUUCUAUCAUCAUACUGUAGUAUAUUCUGUCUGGUGAACCUCAGAUGUGACACCACCUGGUACAGACUGUACAUUGUCAUGUCUUGUUUGUUAUUAUUAACUGCGGUUGAAUGUUGUCGUGUGCAGUGUGACUACGUAAAUGUUCCCACCACUGUGUUCACCCCUCUGGAGUAUGGCGCCUGUGGGCAUUCUGAGGAGAAAGCUAUUGAGCUGUACGGCCAAGACAACUUGGAGGUAGCUACUGACGCCACACACACACACACACACACACACACACACACAGAGUCCACUUCCAGCCUAGUGGUACUACAGCCACAUCACACACUACCAGACCACUUGCACUGAAUAUUACACAUCGGAACGAUAUCAACUGACAUUCAGGCUCUGCUCCAAUAUGCAUUCUAGCUAGCAUACCAGUUUAAAUGUAGAUAUUGACUCGCCAGCUAUUAGACAGUGAUACUUAUCAUAUACAGUUUAUUAGGUACACCACCCGGUUCACAAAUGGUUCGCUCCUACAGACCGUUAGUGACUUGGUCAUGGCUUGCUAUAUAAAGCAGGCAGACAGGCAUCGAGGCAUUCAGUUACUGUUCGAUUGAUCGUUAGACUGGGCAAAACGAGUGACCUAAGCGACUUUGAGCAUCGUUGAUCGUCGUGCCAGGCGCGCCGGUUCCAGUAUCUCAGAAACGGCCGGCCUCCUUGGCUUUUCAUAUUGUCCAGGGUUUACAGAGAAUUGUGCGACAAACAAAAAACAUCCAGUCAGUCUGACCAGUACUAGAUAGGUGUACCUAAUAAACGGUCCACUGACUGUAUAUUACUAUCUAUUACAUAUAGGCCUAACGUAUCACAGGUUAAUGUUGUGGUGUUAGUGUUUCCGCAAUGAAGAACUCUACACCGUAAUGUAACAUAUGCACGUGGAGACUGAUGCGGUUAGAAUGUUUUGGGGGAAUCAUGUGACAUAGCAGUAUUUUAUCCUGUAUUUUAAGCCUUAUCCAGAAAUGACAAUUGCACCUUAAAUGAAAUAUAUUGUCUGAGGAUGGUGCUGGACCAUCUGACAUAAAAAGUGGACCAGUUUGAUGAAAAAUAUUGAAAUAAUGGUUAAAUAAAAAUAUGUCACAUGCUUGCGCAAAACACAGGGCCCUAGUUAUAACUCCACCCUCUGACAGUCCAGAAACAUACAUGUACAUGCUGCCCUUUCUGUAUGUUUAUUUAAUGUGUCUUUUGUUAACUGUGUAGGUGUACCACAGUCUCUUCUGGCCUCUGGAGUUCACCAUCCCCAACAGGGACAACAACAAGUGCUACUCCAAGAUCAUCUGCAAUAAACUGGACAAUGUAGGAACCCCCCUCUCCUAA
Messenger RNA from Coregonus sp. 'balchen', 25247 nucleotides. The record is from the annotation of a GenBank genome assembly. NCBI's taxonomy places the organism in Eukaryota, Metazoa, Chordata, Actinopteri, Salmoniformes, Salmonidae.